AUGGCGAACCCAGAGCAUGGAAACCAAACGUCCAUCACAGAAUUCAUCCUCCUGGGAUUUGGGGACCUCCCUGAACUGCAAAUCCCUCUCUUUCUGCUGUUCCUAGUGAUCUACAUCGCAACCAUGGCUGGGAACCUCCUCAUCAUAGUGCUAGUUGUGGCUGAUCGGCACCUUCACACCCCCAUGUACUUCUUCCUGGGGAACUUGUCCUGCUUGGAGACCUGCUACACCUCCUCCAUCCUGCCCAGGAUGUUGGUCGGUCCCCUGACUGGGGACAGGACUAUUUCAUUUAGUGGCUGCCUGACACAAUAUUAUUUCUUUGGUUCUCUGGUUGCUAUAGAAAGUCUUCUCCUGUCAGUGAUGUCUUACGAUCGAUAUUUAGCCAUAUGCAAUCCAAUGCACUAUGCCUCCCAUAUGAAUGAGAGGUCUUGCCUGCAGCUUGCAGGUGGCUCCUGGAUAUGUGGCUUCCUAGGUAAUAGCAUAACAACAUUUUUCAUAUCUCAGUUAAUGUUCUGUGGCCCCAAUGGUAUUGACCAUUUCUUUUGUGAUCUCAUCCCCCUUGUAAAACUCUCCUGCAAUGACCCUCAGCACAUGGAAAUGGUCGCUGUUGCACUCAGCUUGAUUUUCUCACUGGUCCCAUUCCUUCUUACCUUGAUGUCCUACAUCUGCAUCAUCUCCACCAUCCUGAGAAUCCCAUCUAGCACAGGGAGGCAAAAGGCCUUUUCCACUUGCUCUUCCCACCUCAUCGUGGUGAGCAUUUUUCUUGGAACUCUGCUGAUUGUCUAUACAUUUCCAACCACCAACAUCCUGAGCGACUUAAAGAAAGUUCUUUCUCUCAUCUACACAGUCCUGACUCCCCUGGUCAAUCCCCUCAUCUACAGCCUGAGAAACAAAGAGGUCCAGGAGGCCCUGAGGAAAGCUUUCAGGAAAUUCAUGUUUGGACCAUGCUAA
Molecule: messenger RNA, 951 nt
Organism: Terrapene triunguis (Three-toed box turtle)
Lineage: Eukaryota; Metazoa; Chordata; Testudines; Emydidae
Product: olfactory receptor 10A7-like
Exons: 1
Coding region: 1-951 (316 amino acids)
Biological process (GO): G protein-coupled receptor signaling pathway
Cellular component (GO): membrane
Molecular function (GO): G protein-coupled receptor activity; olfactory receptor activity
Source: RefSeq, a predicted model, not a curated record